AUGGGGGAAUCCCAAGAGGAGAUUGGAGAGCAAAGCUCAAACUCUACAGUUACUCACGCUAUUCAAACCAAAAAAACUUGUCAAACAGUUAUGCUGCGGUCUAAACCAGCAAUAAGAGUGUCCACCAAAGAAGUAACUUGUUUAAAAACUGUGCAUUUCAGAAAAAAUAUUCACAGGAGUGAUUUGGUGAGAGAGAAUCCGAAGACUGACGUCAAGACUGGCUCAGUAAUCUCGGAAAAACAAAAUGGCAAAAAAUUAAAGGAUAGUGACUCAGGAAAAGACAAGAAAAGAAAAUGGAAACGUGUACCAGAACUGACGAGCUUUUACUUGCCUCCAAUAUCAUCUCAGGAAGAUGAACAAUUAACGGAAAGGUCUGACGACUUCAACGUUUUUGACGUAGAUGAGUAUUUUGGGUUUGCUGACUUUCCUUGUGUAAAGCAGACAUUCACUGAUUUGUGUGACAAAUUUGAAGGUAAGGGUGGUGAUAAAACCCUCAGGGCAACCAAGAAGAAUAAGGUCCGCAAGGCCCAUAAACAAGUAAAAGACAAAUACUGCACUUCCCUUCAAAAUAACAAUGGCAAGGAACUAUUUGUGCACCACAGAGUAUACAAAGCAAUGAAAACUCUACCCAGAAAGGAAAAUUACUUGCCCACAAAAAGAGUCACUUUUGCUGAUGAGGCAUCAGCUCAAAAUGGACAAGACACAAAGAAUAGGAAAGCAAACAGUGAGGAUGUAUGGGAAAAAGCACCCAAAGAGUCCAAAGUGGAGAACCACAGGUUUGCCCUCAACAAGUCAAACGUCCCUUCAGACAUUAGGUCUCUAGGAAUAGCAGACAUUCUUCUGAGUUUGCAAGAGAGGGAGCUGACACCCGAGGAUUACGAAUUGCUACUUCAACUCGAUGAACGAGUUGCACCAAAAACAAUCUCCACUUCUAAACUGAAUAGAUUAAAAACAGACACUGCAACAGAGGCUCAUCUGGGCCUGGUUUGUGCAGUGUGCCUGGAGCACUAUACUUCAGGCCAGAGAAGAAAGUUUCUUCCAUGCAGUCAUGUAUUUCAUGAAGCUUGUAUUGACAUGUGGCUGAGUAACUCUUCCCAGUGCUGCCCUCUAGAUGGAUUGCCAAUAUCUUGA
Molecule: messenger RNA, 1131 nt
Organism: Lingula anatina
Lineage: Eukaryota; Metazoa; Brachiopoda; Lingulata; Lingulida; Lingulidae
Biological process (GO): ubiquitin-dependent protein catabolic process
Cellular component (GO): nucleus
Molecular function (GO): ubiquitin protein ligase activity
Source: RefSeq, a predicted model, not a curated record